UGGUGCGGCGCGCGCCCCUGUUUAUUUAUAAUUCGUUUUAAGGACGAAUUACGAAACUGAAAGGGGGAAAUUGCAAAGGCGGGGGGUGGUUGGGUGCUUGGAUGAACCUUGUGUCCGGAUGGACUGCUGCGCUUCGAGUCGCUUAACGGAAGACCGGGGGUGAGAAGAGUGGAAGGAGUGAGGAGAGUUAAAGGCCUGGCACCAGGGCGAAGGGCUCGCCAUUCGACCGAGACCUGUCAAGGGUGGAUAACAGCUGCGAGCACCCGUAUAACUCCUUCUGAGGCUGCAGGGAGGUGUACAGUGUGUCACCUGAAGUUCAGGCAGGUAUAGGGUGAAGGAGAUUGCCGAUUGUAACUUUGUGAGAGCCUCCGGCCCUGUUCAGACAUGGAGCCCGAAUGCAGCUUGGAGUACUUCUCGGAGCAGGUGGCUCAGAGGGAUGUUAGUCGACGGCUACAAGUCGGACAGGAGCUGAUCGAUUACUUGGGUGAUCCCAGGAGAUCAGUGGACGUGGAUCAUGACCAAAAACGGACGCUGGAUGAUAUCGUGGACGAGCUAACGGGAUGGGUGAACUCCAGCAACUUCAAGGUUACAUUACUUGCUCUUGAUGUUAUUGCAGCACUUGUGGAUCGAAUUAAAGAUCGCUUUAAGCCCCAUUUUGGGACUGUGGUACUAGCGCUUGUAGAUCGCUUAGGUGAUACCAAAGAUCAAGUCAGAGAGCAAACACAGAAUCUUCUUAUCCGGAUAAUGGAUCAGGCUGUGUCACCCCAGUACGUUUGGGAACGAUUAACUUCAGGAUUUAAACACAAGAAUUUUCGGACACGUGAAGGAGCCUGCCUGUGCCUCAUCACUACACUAAACACUUACGGAGCACAACCAUUAACAUUAAGCAAAAUAGUACCACACAUAUGCAACCUACUUGGGGAUCCAAAUAGUCAGGUCAGGGAUACAGCUAUGAGUGCAAUGGUUGAAAUUUAUCGUCACGUUGGGGAGAAAGUACGUGCUGAUCUCAUCAAAAAGGGAGUUCCACAAGUAAGAUUGCAAACACUGUUUGGGAAGUUUGAUGAAGUGCAGAAGUCUGGGAACAUGAUUUUGUGUUUCAGCCAUGAUAAAAGCUUUGAUGAUGAGGAGUCUGUGGAUGGAAACAGACCAUCAGCCAGUUCCACGUUUAAGGUACCGGCUAAGAAAAUGGCAAGUGCAAGCGUUGGUGGGAAACGAUCAGCCUCUGCACCCGGAUCUAAAUCAGGGCCGUCAAAAGAUGGAGCACUAGAUGAAGAUGAUUUUACACGGGCAUUUAACGAUGUGCCUACUGUACAGAUUUUUUCCAAUAGAGAACUUGAAGAAACUCUCAACAAAAUAAGAGAAAUACUGUCUGACGAUAAGCAUGACUGGGAUCAGCGAGCCAACGCACUCAAGAAGAUUCGAUCACUCCUGAUUGCUGGAGCUACAGAAUAUGAUUGCUUUUUUCAACACUUAAGAUUAUUGGAAGGAGCUUUUAAAUUGUCUGCUAGAGAUCUCCGCUCACAAGUUGUCAGGGAAGCUUGCAUUACUGUAGCGCACCUAUCAACACAUUUGGGCAACAAAUUUGAUCAUAGUGCCGAAGCCAUUGUGCCUACAUUGUUUAACCUCGUCCCAAACUGUGCAAAAGUUAUGGCAACAUCUGGAGUAGCAGCAAUUAGGUGCAUCAUCCGUCACACUCACGUUCCACGGUUGAUUCCGUUAAUUACUAGCAAUUGUACUUCAAAGUCAGUGGCUGUGAGGCGACGCUGUUAUGAAUUUUUAGAUUUAUUGCUGCAGGAAUGGCAAACACAUUCCUUGGAAAGACAUGUGACUGUUCUGGUGGAGACCAUCAAGAAAGGCAUUUCCGAUGCUGACGCAGAAGCAAGACAGGAGGCUAGAAAAACUUAUUGGAGUCUUCGAAACCAUUUUCCUGCAGAAGCUGAUGCAUUGUACAACUCCCUGGAGCCUUCCUAUCAAAAAAGUUUUCAGGCUCACCUGAAGAGUUCCACAAGUGCUGCAUCUCUCCCUCAUUCGGAUCGGUCUUCUUCCAGCUCACAAGAGAGCCUUAACCGUGCCUUUCCUGCUAAGUGGUCAGUUGCAGGUGGAAGUACAUCAAGAGUCCCAAGCAGCAAGUCUGCAGCUACCCCUGGGGGUUUGCAGCGUUCUAGAAGUGACAUAGAUGUGAAUGCUGCUGCAUCUGCAAAAUCUCGGCAUGCCACUGGACACGCAGCAACAAGUCGUUUAACUGCAUCAAAUAUUCCAGCAGGAGCUUAUACUUCGUUUGAUGAUGCAUCUGACAAGGCAGAUGGUCGUAUCCGCAACAGGCAGUUACUGUCAGGAACUGCCACUGGUGCUGGUGAUGCUGCAGAUUCUAGAGGACGAAGUCGUACAAAAAUGGUGUCUCAGUCCCAACGUUUAACAUCAUCUGAAGAUAACAAAGGAAUGCAGUCUGCCAACCCAAAUGGUGCUGCCAGUCGCUCUGGUUCUCCCGGAAGAGUAUUGAGUAGUACUGCACUUUCAACUGUGAACAUUGGAACGCAGCGAGUGAUGUCCACAGGAGCUCCAGGGCAGAAGCGCAGCAAAAUACCACGUAGUCAAGGAUGCAGCAGAGAAGCAAGCCCAUCUCGAUUGACUUUAGUUCGAGGCAGCCGUAUCCCUCGACCUAGUGUGAGUCAGGGCUGCAGCAGAGACGCCAGCCGUGAAAGCAGCAGGGAUACCAGUCCUGUUCGAUCCUUUACUCCACUUGCCUCCAGACAUCACUCCAGAUCAACUGGUGCUCUGUAUACCUCAGAAACAUACUCAGCUGCAGGUGAAAAUUCGGCAGGGUCCGAUCGCUAUGGGUUUAAUCAGUCCAGUAGGCUGUCUGCGUCCGUGAGUGCCAUGCGAGUUCUCAACACCGGAUCUGAUGUGGAGGAAGCUGUUGCAGAUGCUUUGCUCCUUGGAGACGUACGGAGUAAGAAAAAGCCAGCAAGGAGAAGGUAUGAAUCAUACGGCAUAUAUUCUGAUGAUGAUGCCAACAGCGAUGCAUCCAGUGUCUGCUCUGAGCGUUCGUACAGUUCUCGAAAUGGCAGCAUCCCUACAUAUAUGCGACAGACUGAAGAUGUAGCUGAGGUCCUUAAUCGCUGUGCAAGCACCAAUUUUUCAGAAAGGAAAGAGGGUCUGCUGGGCUUGCAAAACUUGCUGAAAAACCAACGGACAUUGAGUCGUGUCGAAUUGAAAAGGUUGUGUGAAAUCUUCACAAGGAUGUUUGCGGAUCCUCACAGCAAGGUUUUCAGUAUGUUUUUGGAAACACUGGUGGACUUCAUUCAUGUUCACAAGGAAGAUCUUCAAGACUGGCUGUUUGUUUUAUUAACUCAACUACUGAAGAAAAUGGGUGCUGAUUUGCUUGGUUCCGUCCAGGCAAAGGUACAGAAAGCACUUGAUAUUGCAAGGGAGUCUUUCCCAAAUGACCUGCAGUUCAGUAUUUUAAUGAGGUUCACUGUUGAUCAGACACAGACUCCAAACUUGAAGGUUAAAGUUGCCAUUUUGAAAUACAUCGAAACGUUGACUCUACAGAUGGAUCCUGCAGAUUUUGUAAAUUCCAGUGAAACCCGUCUGGCAGUAUCAAGGAUCAUCACAUGGACAACUGAGCCAAAAAGCUCAGAUGUUAGAAAGGCAGCUCAAGCCGUUUUAAUAUGCCUGUUCCAACUCAACACUCCAGAGUUCAGCAUGCUGCUUGGAGCUCUACCAAAAACAUUCCAGGAUGGAGCCACCAAACUUCUUCAAACACAUCUUCGUAGUUUAGCCAGCACAACCCAGCAGGGGUCUGGAAGCAGUUCUAUAACACGAAGCACACCACGUUCACCUGCAGGUUGGACCAGUCCCCUCACUUCACCAACGAACACAACUCAGAAUACUGUACCACCAAGUGCUUUUAACUAUGACGCAGAGAACAUGAAUUCAGAAGAAAUAUACUGCUCUCUUCGAGGAAUGACUGAAGCAAUCCAGAACUUCAGUCUCCUUAGUCAAGAAGAAAUGAAUGAACCUUUGCGACGAGAUUCUAAAAAAGAUGAUGAUGGAGAACUGGCUAUUGGCGGAGUUAGCGAUAUUCGAGGAGGUGGUGAUGCCACUGACUCAGGACGAACUGCUCUGGACAAUAAAACAUUACUGGUGAACACCACACCCCAACGUAGUAGCUCACGAUCACGUGAUUAUAAUCCUUAUAAUUAUUCUGAUGGCACUGCUGUCAAUAAGUCUGCCUUAAAGGAAGCCAUGUUUGACGAUGAUGCUGAACAAUUUCCUGAUGAUUCUUCCUUGGACCAGUCUGAUUUGGUAGCUGAGCUGCUGAAGGAACUUUCUAAUCACAAUGAAAGAAUAGAAGAACGUAAGGCAGCGAUGUAUGAGCUCCUGAAAUCAAUUCAAGAGGAGUCGCUGGGUGUAUGGGAUGAACAUUUCAAAACUGUUUUGCUGCUGCUUCUGGAGACACUUGGAGAUAGAGAGCAUACAAUUAGAGCAUUGGCACUACGAGUUUUAAAGGAAAUUUUAAAGCACCAGCCAGAAAGAUUCAAAAAUUAUGCAGAACUUACUAUCAUAAGAACAUUGGAAGCUCACAAAGAUCCUCAAAAAGAGGUGGUAAGAGCUGCUGAAGAAGCUGCUACAGCCCUGGCUACAUCCAUCAAUCCUGAACAGUGUAUUAAAGUGCUUUGUCCUAUUAUCCAGACUGCAGAAUGUCCAAUCAACCUGGCAGCCAUUAAGAUGCAAACCAAGAUCAUAGAGAGGGUCCAUAAGGAGACUCUGAAUCAAUUGUUGCCUGAAAUUAUUCCUGGUCUGUUAAUGGGUUAUGACAAUACAGAGAGCAGUGUUCGGAAAGCCAGUGUAUUUUGCCUUGUAGCCAUCUAUUCAGUUAUUGGUGAAGAUCUUAAACCACACCUUGGUCAACUCACUGGUAGUAAGAUGAAAUUGUUAAACUUGUACAUUAAACGUGCACAAACUGGCUCCAGCACAAGUGGCUCAGCUUCAGAUCUCACUGGUCAAAGUUAGAGAUAGCAGCUUUUUAAAAUGGGUCUAAUGGGAACAGAACAACCAGUUUUUCAAGAUUAGACUCUUCUUUGGAACUUGAUUCAUCAGAGCUGUAUACAACAAAUGACUUCCCUCAGCCUGCAUGUGACUGUUGCACCAGAAUUUAUUCCAGAUCAGAGGAAACAGUAUUAGUAAAUUCAGAUAAAACUCAAAUCAAUUCUUCUCACUCAGACUCCUCUGUGUUUCUUCUAAUUAAUGUUUACCAGUGUUACAGUUAUAUAAAUAAAAUGCUAAUUAUGAUUAAAAAGGAAUGCUUUAAGCUUCAGAAAAGUGUUUUUGCUACUAAAGCAGCAUUACAAUUUCCUUUUACUUCAUAAUUUACUUCUGGUUAUGUAUCAAAAAUCAUUGGCAAAGGAUAUGUCUCCAGUAAGUCAGACCAGAACCAGAUUGAAGCAGUAACAAACUGCCUUGUUUUGGGUGCAUGCUGUCAUAACAAAACUUUAGGGAUUGUAACUUAAUGUUUGUGCAAGGGCUGGGGCUAGAAUUGUCUGGUUUUGCCAGUGUCAUUUGUCUGUUCACUGAUUUACUCUGUUGUUCGCUCAAUAAAAGUAAUGCAAGUUAAACUGAAGAAAGCGACAAGAGCUGAGCAUUCCUGAGCAGCAGCAAGUCAUCUCUGUGUCCUGUUUCUCAGUAGUAGGUUUAUGUGGAUAGGUACAAAUUGCGUGAGAUUUGUACCUUUACGAAAUGGACACGUGUCAUCAUCCCUUCUUCAAACAGGGUGCAUCGGAGUGGAGUGCUCUACACAAGCACACUCAGUAUGUAACUUGUUUCUAUUUAGUAUGUGUUUCUAAAUUUCUUGUUAAAUGAACACGUUCAUCAGGUAGAAAGUCUGCGUGGCAGGUUUUGCCUCAGCAGUAACUUUAAGUAAGUAGACAACAAUUGUGAUGAUGCUACUGACCUACUUGUCUGUGAUGGCUUUGUUUAAAUAUUCCAGGAAGCUUAACAUCAAUUGCUAAUAUAUGUAUACAGUAAAUUAAGGUCAUAAAAUAUUGACAGUGCCCAUUUGGGAAAACGAUGAAGAUGGAUCACUGUGGAGAUGUCAGCACCUUACAUUAGUGUUCUCUCUACCUCUUAUUGCAAAUUGAUAUUCUUUCAUCCUAUUAUUGUAACCUUCUGUUUUUAAAAAAAGGUCUACUACUUUUACCUGGUUGAGUAAUGACUAACAUUCAAUUAUAUAUCCUAAGUCGAUACUGGAAAUUGUUUUGUUGCCAGUUGUUCUGUGAUGGUGAUGCUCGUGGAGCUGGAUUUGUAAAGUCCAAAACUAAAGUGAAGGCAUCUGGUAAAAUUGAAUCUCACUGGGAAGGCAAAACAUGAUCAGACUGUUGUUUUGCUGCUGUUAGGGAGUUGCCUUUUUUUGUUUUAUAAAAAAUUUGUAGAAAUGUAUUUAAAGAUUUUAAGCAAAUCUGUUACUGGCUUUUUUAGCACCUACAUCAAGGAUAUAGUGUUACGUGAAUAGUAAAUUGGUUUACACUGUAUUAUUUGAUGUAUUUAUAGUUAUGUGCUUUCAAAUGUGCAUACACUGGCAAUAAACUGUAUAUAACAUUA
Stegostoma tigrinum is the source of this 6600-nucleotide messenger RNA. RefSeq names its product cytoplasmic linker associated protein 2 (gene clasp2). The transcript is spliced from 41 exons. Gene Ontology annotation, molecular function: microtubule binding. The record is from RefSeq and is a predicted model, not a curated record. Bases 385 to 5016 code for a protein of 1543 amino acids. Lineage: Eukaryota; Metazoa; Chordata; Chondrichthyes; Orectolobiformes; Stegostomatidae. Gene Ontology annotation, cellular component: spindle microtubule; cytoplasmic microtubule; microtubule organizing center. Gene Ontology annotation, biological process: mitotic spindle assembly.